UCAGCUGCUCACACAGUCGCUCCCUCCAUCAGCGCGCAGGUGUAUCGCCUUGAGUUGGCGGUUUUAAACACUGAAGUGAGAUACUGAGCAGGAGGGAGAGGUCGGCACUGCCAGCUAACAUGCACAACGAUAUACUGAAAGUGUAGCUGCAUUUAUCCAUCCACUUUAGUAGGGUUUAGAGGAUUCGCGACAACGGAUUCGUGAAACCUGCAAGAGACCGUUCAGUUUCUACACUCGGUGUCGAUACUUUUCCCUGAGGAAGACAUGAACACCAACGAUGCCAAGGAAUAUCUCUCCAGAAGGGAGAUACCUCAACUCUUUGAGAGUCUCCUGACUGGUCUGAUGUACUACCGGCCAGAUGACCCUUUAGAAUAUCUAGAGACAUGCCUUAAGAAGGUGAGGGAUCUUGGUGGGACUGACAAAGUCCGGUGGGACACGUUCGUCGGGCAGGAGAAGAAGUCAUUACCGCCUCUCAAUGGUGGACAGUCACGCCGAUCCUUUUUCCGAAAUGUUCUCCCUGACAGUCCCAACUUUCCUUAUCGGCGGUACGAGCGCCUCCCACCCAUCAAUCAGUUUUCUAUCGAGAGUGACUCAGAUUUGUCUGAGACAGCAGAGCUCAUAGAGGAAUAUGAAGUUUUUGACCCAUCUCGACCCAGACCCAAAGUCAUCCUCAUUAUAGGUGGCCCAGGCAGCGGUAAAGGUACACAGUGUCUGAAGAUUGCCGAGCGCUAUGGCUUUGAAUAUGUCUCAGUGGGUGAGCUACUCAGGAAAAAGAUGAUCCACAAUGCCACCAGCAACAGGAAAUGGAGCCUGAUUGCCAGGAUAAUCACCAAUGGGGAACUGGCACCACAGGAAACAACCAUAACUGAGAUCAAGCAGAAGAUCAUGAAGAUUCCAGAGGCCAGCGGUAUAGUCAUAGACGGCUUCCCUCGAGAUGUGGGACAAGCACUUUCUUUUGAGGACCAGGUCUGUACUCCAGACUUGGUGGUGUUUCUGGCUUGUUCUAAUCAGCGUCUAAAGGAGCGCCUGGAGAAGCGCGCAGAACAGCAGGGUCGCCCGGAUGACAACCCUAAAGCUAUCGAUCGACGCUUGACUAAUUUCAAACAGAAUGCCAUUCCCCUGGUUAAGUACUUCCAAGAAAAAGGCCUCAUCGUCACACUUGAUGCAGAUCGAGAUGAAGAGGAAGUCUUUUAUGACAUCAGCAUGACAGUUGACAACAAACUGUUCCCCACCAAAGAACCUGUGGCAGGACCCAGUGAACUCGACCUCAGUCUGAUCGCAGACAGCAGCAGCCUGGCAGAUGUACCUGCCAAAUUUGAUGAGCAGGAUGAUGAAGAGGUGGCUGGAUAUGCAGAGGCGAUUGGAGAAAGUUUUCCCAUGGAGACCAAGAAGUCAAAGGUCAUCUUUGUGAUCGGUGGACCAGGAUCAGGGAAAGCUCUCCAGUCAGAAAAGAUAGAAGAGCGGUACAGUUUGAAGCGGCUGUGUCCCGGGGACAUCCUGUGCAGUGAGCUGCAGUCUCACAGCGAGAGAGGACGCUUUCUCCGAGACCUUCUGGAAAGAGGAGAGCAGCUUCCCGAGGAUACGCUGCUGGAUCUGUUGUGUGAGGCCAUGUCAUCUACUGUACGUCAGGGGAAGGGCUUCCUGGUAACAGGCUUCCCGAAGAAUGAGAAGCAGGCGCAAGAAUAUGAAGCCAAGAUGGGCCAGCCGGACAUAGUUCUGCUACUGGAAUGUUCUGCAGACAUCAUGAGUCGACGGCUACAGCAGAGGGCCACCUGCAGCCUGCACAGUAAAGAAGCCCGAGACAGAGAUACUCGCCGUAGAGUAGACGGAUUCUGCAGCCUGAUCAACCCUGUGGUCACUCACUACCAACACAGAGACGUUUUCCAUAAGAUUGAUGCUGAGCAGCCCCCGGAAGACGUCUUUGAGCACAUCUGCGUGGUCUUAGACUCCUGCUAGAGAGUUGGACUGGCACUGCCCCCUGGAGGACAAAAACAUCACCUACACUUUCACUUCAGACCGACUCCACGGCAUAUUUCCACACACACUCGCCUGCUAUCACAGCUUCUUUAUGGUACACAUACUCACUUGGAAAACUACUAAGCAGCCACCGGCGUCUGCUUAUUUCACACCAUCGCUGUUCACUGUAAAUAUAUCAACCCAACAAAUCGGCAGUGUUUAUCUCUUGGUGUCGAACCUGUGCUGUGCUAAUGCUUAAGCUAACUUUCAGCUCUAUAAAACACAAAUGAGGAUCAUUUAUGGUGCCGUUUUGCUGUUUUUUUGGACUUGUUCUGUCAGUAUCCUUGAGCAAUGAAGUUAGCAAACCUGAUUAGCAUAAGGGUCCAGCCGCUGGAGGGGCUUUGUGGUUUAUACUUCAUCAUUUAUAUUAUGCUAAGCAUGCCAGAAUUGUGAUUUGCUGUAUAUUUAAUGCAGAAAUGAUUGAGCUGGAGAUGGUUUGAAUUUCACAGUCUGGCGAUCACAGGGUCGAUUUCACAAUGAGGUCUGAUAACUGUAUUCUUAUUUAUCAACCAAAGUGAAAUAAAAGACAUUUCAUAUGUUU
This is a messenger RNA of Danio aesculapii, 2557 nucleotides long. RefSeq names its product adenylate kinase 5 (gene ak5). Gene Ontology annotation, cellular component: cytosol; cytoplasm. The record is from RefSeq and is a predicted model, not a curated record. The transcript is spliced from 14 exons. Gene Ontology annotation, biological process: nucleoside triphosphate biosynthetic process. Gene Ontology annotation, molecular function: nucleoside diphosphate kinase activity; ATP binding. Lineage: Eukaryota; Metazoa; Chordata; Actinopteri; Cypriniformes; Danionidae. The coding region runs from base 265 to 1956 and encodes 563 amino acids.